AUGACUCGCUACCUACGGGUUGCUGCGAGGCAGCCGAGAACUCUUACGAUUCUCAUCUCUGAUCACGGCCUCCACUACGGCAAGUACAACUCAUACGAGGCGACGGUGGAGCAGUACAACCCGUUUCUGUUCCUUGUCGUGCCUGAACAUGUGCAACGCAUACUCGGGCCAGCGAUGCUAGAGGCUCUGGAGACGAACCAGCAUCGACUUGUCUCACACAGGGAUCUCCAUUACCUGCUGACGGCUCUGCCUGCCAUUAUGACGGACGGAAAAGUAAACAGCGAUGAACUGGGCCUGCUAAGUCCAGUCCCGCUCAACAGGAGCUGUGAGGAUUUACCACUAGCACAGGGUGCCACGUGUAUCUGUGAAGGUGCGGAACAACCCAUGGUGAACGACAGCGGCCAUCAGAUUUUUGCAGAAUUUGCUAUUGGAGAAUUCAACAACAGACUCUCCAGGCAAUACACAACUCGUUUUCCUCAAGCUUCGUCAGGAUUCGGUCGCUGCGAACGACUUGUUCCACAUCAGUUCCACACCGUCAUUACAGCGAAAGCACAAGAUGGCACCCUCAAGAUACGCAUGAUAAUACUUGCCAGUGUUACGGGUGCAGGAAUUAAGAAUUCUCCGUUACAAGAAUUCUCAGUUACCAUUGGCUAUAGUCCACACAGGUCCGCAGCUAUAAGACUAGAAGCGUUGCAGCGCAUCAAUAUAUACGCGGACUUCCUUAACUGCGCCAUCACAGAUGGUGUCGACCAAGAGCUGUGUGCCUGUAAUCUCAAACGGCCAUUCCCAGACUUCACAGCCAUUAAAUUAAUUAGUCAAGGAAAAUACGUGAAUGUCUUUGGCAAACCAUCUCAAAUUCGCACAGAAAUCAUACGGGAGUCAAGAGACAAAUUCGGGAAAUCUGGGCGUGUUGAAAUAGCGAUCAUCAAACGUAACGUCGGCCAUGCAAGGGUUGUGUACGAG
Messenger RNA from Priapulus caudatus, 963 nucleotides. RefSeq lists its product as uncharacterized. The annotation marks the transcript as partial. NCBI's taxonomy places the organism in Eukaryota, Metazoa, Priapulida, Priapulimorpha, Priapulimorphida, Priapulidae. The record is from RefSeq and is a predicted model, not a curated record. The transcript is spliced from 3 exons.